AUGUUGCCUGGGUCCUCCCUCAAGUGGUGUGGCUGUGGUGGUGGCGAUGAGGUGGCAGCAGCAGUGAUGCAAGGAGGAGAGGGUGGUGGUGGUGAGGUGGUGAUGGAGGAGAGGAGGAGGAGGAGGAGGAGAGGAGGAGGACGAGAGAGAGGAGGACGAGAGGAGGAUGACGACGAGGAUGAGGAGAUAGGUGGCUACUGGUGCACGUACGAGGAGGCAUUUAUGGGUCUGGGCUGGAACAACAUGCGAUACAUUAUCGAAACCGCUCUUUUACAUGGCCAGUUACUUAACCGUACAGUUAUCACACCUUCCUUUGUCUAUGCAGCGAUUCAGGAGGAGGAGGAGAGGUGGCAGUGGUGCAAGGAGGAGGAGGCAGUGAAUGAUGAGAGGAAAUACGCACCACUUGAAAAUUACAUCCAGGCUCUUGGGGUGUGCACUUCCAGCCCAGCUGGCUUCUGCCACAUCAGCAGUUGUACUGUCGCACAAACCCAAAAUCAUUCCUGGUUAACCAAUAGACUUGUGGUGACAUUGAGGGCAGGACGUCUGGGAUGGCUGGCUGGUUGCUGGUUACGGUGUGAGGUGGCUGUUGUGACAGUGAAGAGAGUGGUGAAUUUUGCAAUAGUGAAGAGACCUGUGAUGAAUAAGUGGGGGGUAGUUUUCUGGUGGAGUAUAUUCAUUUCGGAUGAUGAUACUGUAUUGCGAGCUAACACGGUAACACAGGAACGAUAUGUCAGCCCACGUACCAGUCAAACAAUGCUCCAGUGGUUUUACAGGCUGAAAUGCGAGUAUACAGCACUUGAUAUUACUGAAGAGGCUCUAGCUACCAGCCAGGCACUCCUUGACCAGCGAGGGAGGGUGCACCAAGAUGGAGGGAGCCGAACAGCAAGGAAGGCUAAAAAAAAGAAAGCCACCGCAAAAAAACAAGUUGUUGCUACUGAGAGAUGGGGGAAGUGGGAGGUUGUGCAAAGACUUGCCACCAGGUAG
Molecule: messenger RNA, 984 nt
Organism: Serpula lacrymans var. lacrymans S7.9
Lineage: Eukaryota; Fungi; Basidiomycota; Agaricomycetes; Boletales; Serpulaceae
Exons: 12
Coding region: 1-984 (327 amino acids)
Source: RefSeq, a predicted model, not a curated record